AUGUCUACCGAUUGUCACCGAUAUUUGUCUCGUUUUGUCGAUAUCACUGCCGACACAAUUGAUAUUUUGGUCCGAAAUGGUAUCCAAUCGGUUAACGCUUUGCUGGGCAUCGAUAUGGAUAAAGACUGGGAUCACUUACCGCCACAAAUAUCCAUUGGCCAGAAGAUACYGUUGCGACAGGCGUUGAACAAACUAACUGAUGAUGACUAUGGCGAUGAUAAACAAGAUUUAACUACAAGACAAUCGGUAUCUAACAGACGGAUUGUCAUCAAUUUGGACGACGAGACGGACACGGAUUGCAAUGGAAAGUCUUAUAAUCAUAUUAUGGAUCUAAACAGUGAUAAUCAAUUGUGUGAUCAGAGGAUUGAGUCAACUAAUCUGCAAUUUGUCUGCAAUUAUAAGGACUGCGACAAGUUGUUGAAAUCGAAAGGGAAUCUGAUUAGACAUAAGAAAGAGGUUCACACCACUGAUCGGCCAUUUGUUUGCAGUCAUAAGGAUUGUGAUAAGUCGCUCAAAAGUAAAGAUCAUUUAAGUGGUCACUUAAAAACGGUUCACUCGACUGACCGGCCGUUUGUCUGUAAUUACGAUGACUGCAACAAAUCGUAUAAACGCAGAUCCGAUAUAAAUAGACACCAGAAAUGUGUUCAUUUCUCUGAUCGGCUUUUUGUCUGCACUCACAAAGACUGUGAUCAGUCGUACAGAAAUAAAUCCUCUUUACGUAAACACCAGAAAACGGUUCACAAAAUCCAUCGACUAAUUACCGUUAGUUCAAUUCGUAGGAAUCGAUUAACUGAUACAAUCAACACUACCAUCAGCACAACCUCUGGCACCAAAUUGAUGAAUACAACUUCAACGUCAACUAACCUGAUCUCUACUGAACCCGUCAUUACUAUUAUCGAACCGGAGGUCGACAACAAACCAAUUGUCGACAUCAAACCAGUUUUGGAUAUAAAACCAUUUGCAGACAUAAAACCAUUUACAGACAUAAAACCAUUUACAGACAUAAAACAAGUUGUGAACAUGAAAUCAGAUAUAGACACCAAACCGUUACUCAUUUAUAUCAAUCCCAGUGUUAUGGAUCCAAAGUAA
This is a messenger RNA of Oppia nitens, 1089 nucleotides long. Its product is annotated as PR domain zinc finger protein 5-like. NCBI's taxonomy places the organism in Eukaryota, Metazoa, Arthropoda, Arachnida, Sarcoptiformes, Oppiidae. The transcript has a single exon. The coding region runs from base 1 to 1089 and encodes 362 amino acids. Gene Ontology annotation, cellular component: nucleus. The record is from RefSeq and is a predicted model, not a curated record. Gene Ontology annotation, molecular function: RNA polymerase II cis-regulatory region sequence-specific DNA binding; DNA-binding transcription factor activity, RNA polymerase II-specific. Gene Ontology annotation, biological process: regulation of transcription by RNA polymerase II.